CCCGCUGCUAGCGGAGCUUCAGCAGUCCGCAGUCGGCCAUGGCAGCGCUCCUCUGCCUCGUGCUGCUCAUGUACUUCACAAGUAUAUCUACUACCCAGACUACUGACUGCAUGCACUUGAGGGAGCAAUGCAUAAAUGCUGCAAAUGAAUGUGAAAGUGCCUGGAAUGCUGUUGAAGAUGCCUGCAAUAUUUCAGUUCUAGGUAAUAAAUGCAAGGCAGAAGAUACUAUUGGAUGUAAUAGAAUCAUCCAGGUCCUGGCUGAAAAAUAUCCAGAAUUUAAAAGCUGCAUCUGCACUACAGAUAAUUUCUGUAGCAUCAUGACUUUUCUUGGGAAACAGUGCAGCACUACUAAAGGAUAUUUUGAAACUUCCUCAAGAUCAGAUACGGGACUGAAUUUCAGGCACCACAAAAACCCCAAAGACCGAAGACACCCUGAAGAAUUGGAGAAUGACUGCAGCAUGGCAAAACAGCGCUGUCAAGAGGACCCUUACUGCUCUGUAGUGUACAAAAGCUUCCAGAGAGCAUGCCAGGUGGGCAUGGCAAAAUGCAGGCUCCCAAUAAUCAAUCAGAUGUGCUUGUCAGCAUGGAAAGAACUAAGGAAAACAGUUCUGGGAGAGUGCAAGUGCUCAGAGCCACUUCAGAUGAGAUGCACUGAAACAUGGAAAGAAAUGUUUAACAACCCUUGUUUACAAUACUCUCAAGAAAGUCAGGCUUCAGCAGCUAGUGAAAGUUACAAUGAUGAUGAUGAUGAGGAGGAGGAGGACGCCUACACAGAUGAUAUUAGUACAGAAACAAAAAUACAAUGGAGUUUAUCUACUCUUUCUAAAAAGGCAUACAGAACAAACAGAACCUGUCUGGAUGUGAACAAGGAGUGUGUUGAAGAUGAAGUUUGCAAUAAACAGUUGUCCCUGUACCUUAAGAUUUGCUCAGUAAAUAAGAAGUGCGACAUGGAAGAAUGUCAAGGAGCCAUAAGGUUCUUCUAUCAAAAUAUGCCUUUUGAGGUUGCCCAGAUGAUGACAUUUUGUGAUUGUAUCCAGCAUGAUGAAUCCUGCCACAGAGCCAAAGAACUUCUUCAUGGCAAGCCCUGUGCCGUUACUACCGUUCCACCCCCAUCGUGUCUGAAUGUAAUUCGCAUGUGUGAAGAGAAUGAAUUUUGCAGGAAAAAAUACACCACUUUUAGGUCAAAGUGCUGGAGACAUGUGACCAAAAGAUGCUAUGCUGAUGAAGCCUGCCUUGAAACUUUGAUCAAGGGUGACAUGCCCUGUUCUGCAAACCCUGAUUGCAAAGCAGCCUAUAUUAGCAACUGGGGCACAAUGCUGCGUGUGGAGUGUACCUGUCAGAAUCUGCUUCCUGCAGAGCAGGCUUUGUGCAAGCUCUUCCAUCACAUGCUUCAUAGUAAAUCCUGCUUCAGUGAGUUACGUCAGAUUUCUAUUAAGAAGAAAGGUUUUCACUGGGUAAAUACAGAAAUGCCAGGAGAAAAGCUUUCCAGAGCACAGUUCCAUUCUUCUUCAAUUAAUGGUGAAGCAGUCUACAUUAUUGCCUAUUCCUCUUGCAUAGUUCUCAUCCUAGGAAUAGUCCUGCUGACUCUCCUAAAGAUCAGAGCCUGCAGAACAAAACCUGAGUCAAGAAGUCCCUCGCCAGACCAUUCCUCUGAAACUUUUAUGGUCCGUUAUAAAAGUCACAGAUGAACUACUCUGCUGCUGAUGCUUUUUCUUAAGGCUACUCUGGAAAGCCAGUCUGUUGUACAUAUGCUACAAUAACAUAUAUAUUAGGAAACAUACUCUAAAUUAUGGAAUUUUGUAGCUGAGCAUACAAAAGAUUUUUAUAUUUAUUAACACAUCUUAAACCUUUCACAAGCUAAAAAAAAAACAUAGAACUGCAUCACCUCUCAUUUGUGCAGAUUCACAGAUCUGACCUGGGCUGCACAUUUCCUCCACCUUUAGAUGCACAGGACAAUGGUGUAAGUGCUGUAUGAAUCUGCCCAGCACAGCAGCCUUUGAAACUCAUCCUUUUUGCUUUGGAUGCAUCUGGUGGAAAGGAAAGAAAUCCACUCCAAAACAUUUUAGAGAGCUGUAAAAAAAAAACAGGUGUGGUGAUUGGUGUUCAAGAAAAGCCUGGAUGAGGCAUUUAGUGCCAUGGUCUGGUUAAUUGGUUA
Pogoniulus pusillus (Red-fronted tinkerbird) is the source of this 2155-nucleotide messenger RNA. RefSeq names its product GDNF family receptor alpha like (gene GFRAL). The transcript is spliced from 10 exons. The record is from RefSeq and is a predicted model, not a curated record. Bases 39 to 1688 code for a protein of 549 amino acids. Gene Ontology annotation, biological process: nervous system development. Lineage: Eukaryota; Metazoa; Chordata; Aves; Piciformes; Lybiidae. Gene Ontology annotation, cellular component: external side of plasma membrane; signaling receptor complex. Gene Ontology annotation, molecular function: signaling receptor activity.